This is a messenger RNA of Symbiodinium sp. CCMP2456, 504 nucleotides long. The record is from the annotation of a GenBank genome assembly. Lineage: Eukaryota; Dinophyceae; Suessiales; Symbiodiniaceae.
AUGCUGGCUUUCGUACAGUUACUUCAAGGCUUUCUCGGUCAUGUUCAGUCCAGUUACUACAAGAUAUACAAGGACCUCGCUCCAAAGAACGAGCUGUGCGAUGAGUUCCUCUUCACCUCGCAUGUGGCGGCGCUUUUGCCCCUCCUUUGUUUGAAGGAUGACAUCAUGGCGGCAGCACGAGCAGCCAUGGCAUCAGAGCCGGUGCCAUAUCUGCCAUUCCAUUUUCCAGGUCAGAUUCUUUGGCUGCUGGUCAACAACGUGUCCCAGACAAUCUGCCUGAAGGGGGUCUUCCGCACCAGCGCCACAGUCACCCCGCUGGCGCUGACAAUUAUCCUCUCUGUUCGCAAAUUUCUGUCGGUGGUGGUCUCCAUUGUUCUGUUCAGCAACCCGUGGACCGCCCAGCACAGCGCGGCGACAGUGCUGAUCUUUGGCGGUGCAUUUGCCUACUCCCAAGUCCGCGAGGCCCGUCCAGCCACAACCGGAGAGAACAAGAAGUCUGACUGA